AGAUAUUUUCCCCCAAAAUCUUUUCCCGCCUGCCCUAAAAAUUAGCGCAUUUCAAAAUUUCGUCUAUUUCAGUCUCUCUCUACAGAUUUUCAAUCUUCAUCCAACGUCUCUCUCCGACCUUCUCUCUACCAGAAUCUCUCUCUUUCUUUCUCUCUCACACACACAGUUCACCCACUGUGCACAUUUAGGAAGGGGAGAAUGGGUAGCGCCGGGAGAGGUGAAAAGCGUGCGGAGUUAGUUUCCGAGCCAUGUAAACCCUCGUCUUCGUCAAACAAGAAGCUGAAGAAAGCAGCGGCGCCGGAAGAUGAGAUCAGCUUCGCCGGCGAACCAAUCCCAUCCGAAGAAGCCAAGCGAAGAUGGCCCCAUAGAUACGUGUCUAAGGAUAAGACGGCCACCGUAAUGGUGACUCUAUCAGAUGGGUCCACCGAGGAGAAGGAGUUUGGCCAAGCCAGAUUCCAUUACACCAAUGCAGUUGUAGAUGGGGUAGAGUACGAUCUUUUGGAAGAUGCGUACAUUGAGGCUCCGGAUAACGAACCAAAUUAUAUCGCCAAAAUCGUGGAGAUGUUCGAGACUGUGACUCGAGAGAGCUUUAUUUGCACUCAAUGGUUUUAUCGUGCCAACAAUACGGUUAUAAAAGAACAAUAUCCUCUUAUUGAUGCACGGCGUGUGUUCUAUUCGGACAUCAGAGACGAUAAUCAUUUAAGUUGCAUCAGUUCGAAAGUCAAAAUUAAUGUGCUUCCACUCGAUAUGGACAUUGCUGAAAAAGAGAAGUUCAUAGGCUCUGGGGAUCUAUAUGUUGAUAUGAAGUAUUCCUUUCCGCAUGCUUUCAUUAGUUUAAAUGGAGAUAAGGAAAACUCAGUUUCUGAUGUUGAAAGGCCUCCACAAGAUUUACAGCGUUCAAAAGGAACCAUGCUGGACUUGUAUUCUGGUUGUGGUGCUAUGUCUUCUGGACUUAGUAUCGGUGCAUCUUUGGCUGGACAAAACAUUGUCACAAAAUGGGCUCUCGAUUACAACUCCGAUGCAUGCGAAAGUCUGAAAUUUAACCAUCCCAACACAGAGGUUAGGAAUGAAGAUGCUGAGGAUUUUUUUGUUCUUUUAAAAGAAUGGGAAAAGCUCUGUAAAGAAUUCAAUUUGGUGGGAUCCAAAGAAGUAGGAUCAGAUGAAGAAGAUAUAGACAGUGAUGGUUCUGACAUUGAUGACUCUGCGGCGGUUCCAUCUGAAGAAUUUGAGGUGGAGAAAUUUGUCGGUAUCUGUUACGGAAAUCCAAAUAAACUCAAAAAAUCUAGCCUGCAUUUUAAGGUAAGGUGGAAAGGCUAUGGUCGUGCAGAUGAUACGUGGGAACCAGCCGAUGGCCUGAGUAAAUGCAAUGAAAAAAUAAAGGAGUUCGUCACAAGAGGUCAUAGAGCAAAAUUAUUACCCCUUCCAGGUGAUGUUGACUUCUUAUGCGGUGGUCCGCCAUGUCAGGGCAUCAGUGGCUUCAACCGGUUCAGAUGUCCCGAGCCCUUGAACGACAAGAAAAAUCGCCAGCUUGUUGUAUACAUGGACAUUGUUGAGUUUCUUAAACCUAGAUACGUGCUCAUGGAAAAUGUCACAGAUAUCUUGAAGUUCAAGAAUGGAAUCUUGGCUUCCUAUGCAGUUGCUCGGCUUGUCUCGAUGAAUUACCAGACACGACUAGGUAUCAUGGCUGCCGGUGCAUAUGGGGUCCCACAGUGUCGAAUGCGUUUUCUCCUUUGGGGUGCUGCACCGACAGAGAUUUUACCUCAGUUUCCACUACCUACACACGAGUCUCUAAAGAAAGGAGUUGUUACAAAUGAGUUUAAGGAACUUAUUAUUGGACAUGGAAAUGAGCACCCUGAACUCCAUAAACCUGUUUUGCUCGGUGAAGUGAUAUCAGAAUUACCAGAGGUGACAAAUUUUGCCGAUUUGGAUGAAAUGCCUUACGGCAGAGCUCCCCAAACUGCAUUUCAGAAAUUCAUUAGGUUGAAAAGGAAAGAGCUUUUUGGCUAUACAGAUAAGAAAAAGAAUGAUUCAAGUAAGUCCGUAUUGUAUGAUCAUCGACCUCUAAAGUUAAAUGAAGAUGAUUAUGAAAGAGUCUGCCACGUUCCAAAACAGAAGGGAGCUAAUUUUCGAAAUUUGCCCGGUUUAAUUAUCGAGCCAAACAAGAUUGUAAGACAGGAUCCAUCGGUGGAAAUACCCUUAUGCAAAUCUGGGAAACCUUUGGUACCUAAUUAUGCAAUAAAAUUCGAAUCUGGGAAGUCUUCGAAGCCUUUCGGUAGAUUGUGGUAUGAUGAAAUUGUUUCCACUGUAGUUACAAGGGCUGAACCCCAUAAUCAGAUUCUCCUGCAUCCUAGUCAAGAUAGAGUGCUCUCAGUCCGUGAAAAUGCGCGGUUACAAGGUUUUCCGGAUUGCUAUAAGCUUCACGGACCAAUCAAAGAGAGGUAUAUGCAAGUCGGAAAUGCUGUGUCAUUCGCAGUUUCGAUACCGUUAGGCUAUUGUUUGGCGAAAGCCAUGCAAGGUGUAGAAAUUGCUACACCGCUGAAAAUUCCAGUGAAGUUUCCGGAUUGUCUCGGAGAGCUUAAGUAUGCUGAUCAAGAAGCAGAAUAACUCGUUUUGCUGGCAAACAUUUUAACAGUCUUCAUCUUUAUGGAGAAAAACAUGUUUCGGAAAAUGAGUUUGGUUUUUUAGGAUUUUUUUUUUACGAUAAACAAGAGAUCGUAUCGGAUAGAUUUGAAACAUUCAACGAGUGUGUCUGCUCCAUCAUUCUCUUAUGUAAUUAAAUAGUCAUGAAUUCAUUUUCAUCUUCUAGCUGAAAUAGAAGUAUGUUUCCUGCACAUCUAAAGAAGCUAAUUAAGUGUCUUUCUUGA
Molecule: messenger RNA, 2864 nt
Organism: Erythranthe guttata (spotted monkey flower)
Lineage: Eukaryota; Viridiplantae; Streptophyta; Magnoliopsida; Lamiales; Phrymaceae
Product: putative DNA (cytosine-5)-methyltransferase CMT1
Biological process (GO): negative regulation of gene expression via chromosomal CpG island methylation
Cellular component (GO): nucleus
Molecular function (GO): DNA (cytosine-5-)-methyltransferase activity; DNA binding; chromatin binding
Source: RefSeq, a predicted model, not a curated record